Bombus impatiens (common eastern bumble bee) is the source of this 2496-nucleotide messenger RNA. RefSeq lists its product as uncharacterized. The record is from RefSeq and is a predicted model, not a curated record. Lineage: Eukaryota; Metazoa; Arthropoda; Insecta; Hymenoptera; Apidae. The transcript is spliced from 5 exons. The coding region runs from base 179 to 883 and encodes 234 amino acids.
ACAAAGGUUUUACAAGCGUUGAAACCUUCUAAGAGGAUUUUGAGAAUUCGCGAAAACAUUGGAAAUGAUAGCUACUGUUAAAGUUCGUUAGUUUUCCUUCUAUCAAUAUGCACAUUGCCGAGAGGUUGAUCAUAGAAUCGAGGAGAUUUAAACGACCGGAUUAUUGUGUGGUGCCAUAAUGUCGGAUCACUGGGAGGAAGUUGGCUGGGACAAGGAGGCUUUGACCCAUGCGAAUGUUACACUUAAAUGGUACUUGGAUGGACAGGUGGCGAUGCUAGAGCAAACUCCCGGUCACAGAAAUCAUCAUCCUAGCAGACGAGCUACCUUCCUCGUGCCAAUGUACGGCGGUAUUUGGAUCAUGUGCGUCUCCCUCACUGAGGAGGAAAUACGACUACUGGGUCAGGUAGGUUUUCCGCAAGGGAGGUGCAUUAACUACUUGACGCCUGACGAAGUACACGAGGAGAUCCGCGCCGCCUGGCAGAAUCGGAUGCAGAACUUGAGUAUCUCCUGUUCUCUAGUCUGUCUGAUUAUCUUGGGCACAGCAGUUCUCAUUGGAUUUUUUGGACUCUGCAGACAUCAAAUAUCGGCCGUCCUCGUUACCGGUGUGAUGUAUCUUUUAGCAGCCACGUUCGCGUUGUUCACCCUGACGAUAAUUCACUUCAAGAGAGCUCAGGAUCGGGGAACUAGAUUACCCGACGGCCCUGAGGAUGGUGUAAUUGGUGGACCGGUUCCCCGUAAUGUUCUCAAGGCCAGACGAUUCACCAGCUCCUGGAGCAUGGACUUUGGAUGGGGUGGCGUUACACUUUGUGCCCUUGCCUCGGUUGCAUGGAUCUUGCUCAGCAAAAUAAUGCGUUUCAGCCCCAUUGCUGCUAUGAUAGCGUAGCAGUGGGAAGCCUUCGAGGUCUAAGGUCGUUUCCAAAAGUUACAAUAUAGCGUUUCGAUGUCGUCGCCUCUUUAAGCGUGUUCCAAACCAAAGGUGAUUGCAUUCAUCCAUGAUGGGAAGUGGGUCACAGGAGUUGAUUGUGUAGUUUCUGAUUUAUUCUGACUAGAAAGUGAGUCAGCUUGAUGGGCAGCUCAAUACCAUGAACUAUUUUGUGAGCUAUGGAAUUUUCAUUGUGCGGAGCAAUCAAUUUGUGUCAAGUUGUUAUUCGCAGUCUGUAAAGUAAGAAGGCUUUAGCAUAUAGGUGGAAGUUUGACAUUUGGGAGUAAUGGAAACAGGGUACACGACAUUGAGGCAAUUUUGAGAGUAUUUUUUCAGAAACGAUAUCAGAGUCGAAAAUGACCACCUCGAAGGCAGUUUGUUUUAUCAACAGGUAAUGCGUGUUGCAUAGUGUUUGUCAAAUUUAUGGGACUAACUUGGACCGGUCUAAAGCAUGGCAAGGUAUAGAAGGAGCCUAAUUUUUGGCAAACCUUCUAAAUGCAACAUUUUGUACAAUUUAUCUAACAAUCUCUAGUCUUUGACAAAGAAAAUAUACAUGAAUGAGUGAAGAACUAUAUGUUCAAGAGGGAUGUACAGGCUUUAAAGUAAUACCUCUUGUAUCUUUGAGUUUCCAAAUCUUUAAAGUUUUGCACAAAUUUAUUGCCCUAUCGAGAUAAUUCAAAGAUCCCCUUUUCAUAUAGAUCUUUACUAUAAAGUAAAAUAUUUGCAGGUACAUGAGUAAUGAGAUAAUAUGUGUGGGAGGAGAGUACGGUGUCUGAACUGAAGAAGUAUUAUUCAUUGAUAAGUAGAACAGAGUACACGUUUACCUCAGUUUUGAUUUGCAGUCGGAUUAGUCAAUUACUGUACGAGUAAAGGAAAACCUUACUGUUUCUAGUCUGUCUUUUUAGACAUAUUUUUAAUAUACUUCUAAUAUGGUCUUCUUUUUGUACAGUUACAAUUAAUAUGAUUAAAUUUAUGCGAGAGUUGAUUUGAAGUAAGAAUAUUUUUGUGUGUUGUAGAAGCUGAGACAAUAUUUGUUGAUCUUUGCUUAAAUAUUUCAAUACAGAUUGUAAUGUAAUAUAGAUGCCUAUAGCAUAAUUCGAUCGCCUUAUAAUUAGAAAGAUAAGCAUGUUUGUAAUAUGCAUAGCAUAGCAGUAAACUUGUUCGAGCCAAUACAAGCAACGAUAUGCGUGUUUGCAAGAAUUUAGCUUUUGCUACGACUUGUUAUAGCAAACAAAAGAGGAAUUAUGCCAACAAAAUGUAUCAUAUACAGAGGAUUGUGAAUUGCAAUUCGUCCAUUAAGAUUUAAGAAACAAAAUAAGGAUGCUUUAAAUGAAAGCAUCUCCUACAUACCCGGAGACUAAGUUUUGCUAGUUCAAUGAUAAAAUGAUUUAAAAAGGAAAAAAAGACGAAUAUAUACGCUUGCAAAACUAUUCUCCGAGUGUUUAUUUAAACGAAACGCAUUUUUCUGAUAAUAUUUUCUUGAUUGUAAUAUUUUUUACCUGAUCCUUGUUAUUUGUUACAUUGGAAUUAAUGUAUCAUACAUGCAAUAAAAGAAUAAGCUAUGUAUAAAUAAA